Messenger RNA from Apus apus (common swift), 4452 nucleotides. It is a transcript of the gene RGS9BP, whose product is annotated as regulator of G protein signaling 9 binding protein. Lineage: Eukaryota; Metazoa; Chordata; Aves; Apodiformes; Apodidae. Gene Ontology annotation, biological process: detection of light stimulus involved in visual perception; G protein-coupled receptor signaling pathway. The record is from RefSeq and is a predicted model, not a curated record. Bases 465 to 1178 code for a protein of 237 amino acids. Gene Ontology annotation, cellular component: neuron projection; photoreceptor outer segment. The transcript has a single exon.
ACCCCCGGGCGCCGGCUGGGGCUUGUUAAAGGCGGGCGGCGGCAGCUGCUCGUCCUGCGUUCUCCGGAGUUUUAGCCUUUGCAUUUGCUUAUUUAUUUACUUGUUUUUCCUCUCCCUCCGCGGUGUUUGGCACUUUUCAAAAACCGGCGCCCGAUCGCUGGAAGGCCUGGCAAGUUCGGCGCGGAACGAGCCCCCCGGUUCUCCUGCACGGUGGCAGUAGCGGUGACAGCAGCAGCCGGGGAGCGAUGUCCCCCCGCAGCGCCCCGCAGCUCGCCCCGGCUCCCUGAGCAGCCGGCGGAGACGCCAGGCGGGUCAGAGGUGCUGCAUGGAUGCGCGACCCGAGGCUGCCGCUUGCCAUGUGCGCUGGUAACGUCUGGCUCUGGCAGCUCCCGGGUCCCGGUACCGGGUGAUCGGGGCGGAGCAGCGGUAGCGCAGGGCGGCGCGGCCGCGGUGCCGGCGGGAUCAUGGUGAAGGAGGAGUGCAAAGCGCUGCUGGACGCGCUCAACAAGGUGACCGCCUGCUACCGGCACAUGGUGCUGACCAUCGGCGGCACCGCGGACUCCCAGAACCUGCGGGAGGAGCUCAAGAAAACGCGGCAGAAAGCCCAGGAGCUAGCGGUAGCCAACAGGAACAAGCUCACCACGGUCCUGAAGGACAAAACCGUGAGUAAGGAAGAUAAAGCCGAGUUCGAGAGGCUAUGGGUGAUUUUCUCCACGUGCCUAGAGAUCCUGGAGAUCGACAUGAGGAGAGCCCUGGAGCUGGGCCACGAGUUCCCAUUAAACGUCCCCAAAAAGCACCUGAUCCAGACAGGCAUGAGCGGGGGAACAUCUGGCGUGGCCGCCAGGGCAAUGAGCGUCCAGAACAUGAAAUACGAGGCUGAGAACAAUAUAGACGUGGUGGAUUUGAAAGACCUCGAGAACGAAAUCAACCAGGUAGGAGAGAUGAUGUACGAGAUGGAAAUGAAGGUGAAUGUCCCCCAGUGGACAGUAGAGGCUAAGCAAGACCCAGGGGCUGAACUCAAAUCCACCAUCAGUGUGGGCGCUUCUUCUAUUGGCGUGAUCUCUAUGGAGGAAAAUAAAUCCUUCUGCGAUAUCAGCAAGGUUCUAGCUGGGAUUGUUUUCUCUGCUGUGCUCAUUGUGGCUAUCAUCCUGGCAGUGUGUGUGGUAAAACUCUCUUAGAGUGAUUGCAGGCUCUGACAAGAGCAAACCCCCCCGCCCCAGUCCGGCUUUGGAAUGUUUCACGCUUUUAAUUUCAAAACGGGUCACUUGGAUGAGCUAAAAAUUCAAUCCUAGCACUUGAAAAAAACAAAGAAAACUUUUGCCUCUCAGUAUCCUAAAAGGCACGAUUUGUUUCUUCUUGCUUUUUGAAGAGAUGCAAAUCAGCCUGCAGAAUAGGGCAUCUUCAUUUGCUGGACUUUUAAUGGUUAACUGUGAAAUAUCAGGGUAUUAUCGCUACUGGCUAUAACAGGGACUUCUCUGCUGUUAAUAGAUCACUGUUCUCAGAAACCUGUAUUUUUUGCUCGUGAAUAGGCUCUGGAGUUUGCUGCUGGUCACUGUUUACAGAAUUUGAGAGUAACAAGCAUUUGGAAGAUAACACAGGUGUUUGUCUGACAAAGUGAAUAGAAUAUGGUGGGGUUUUCUCACCAAAUACACAAAAUAUUAUUUCAGGGGAGGAUAAGGGGAAGGAUGAAAACCCCAAUAAAAGAAUGUAAACAACCUGUAUUUUAGAUAAGGUAAUGGUUGGGGAAGGAGGGGUGUGGAAGAGGACUGAGAAAAAAGAAAAAGCAACAUUUGAUACCAGAUAGUAUUUGCUGAUUUAGACUGGAUUGUACAGAACUCAGUUGCUUGGGUUGGCACAGCACACGCAAAUGACUAAUUGCUUUCUGAAUCCAACGAGAAAAAAGGGAGAGUUGCAUAUUCAGAAAAAAUACUAGCAACCCUUGUGGUUCUCAUGUACCACAAUUUUGUCUUCCCCUGCAGAAAGGCUGCUCCUUUCCUCUCAUUCAUUUUAUUUCUGUAGAAGCCAACAGUUUGCAUUUCACAUAAAAUUAUGAGAAUAGUAGCAAUGAAUCUACCCAGAGCAGAAGCUGUAACUUUUGAGGGCAGACUUUAGCAAACAAAAAGGUUGAGUUAAAGCAGACCUUUUUAACAACCUGAAGAGAUCCCUUCUCGGGUUAACAGGCAAGGAUUGAUGCCGGUGUAUGUGUCAGAUUUCUGCAAGCUCCUGAAUUCUUUGCAAAAAUCCAGACAAAGCUAAAAAUGUGUCUCGGUUUCAUAUCUCAUUCAUGUCUGAUUAAUCAUUUGGGAAACAGGAAGCCUGUACGAUUGGUCCAAUUUGAUAAACUGCAAUUUUUGGAAGCUAAAUGCAAAAGCAGCAUAAAACUUUCCAGUGCUACCCUAUAGAAUUAUCAUAGUUUAAAAGUAAAACUGGGGAGACAAACACUAACUUGGUAAAGAAGCUCUAGAAUGUUUUGUAAAAGUACCUACUUAUUAUAUAACCUAUGGGAAUAUCUUCUGUUACUGUGAACACAGACUAUCCCUUCAAGAAUGCUUGGUAUGUACUUUAUAGUGCCAUAUGUAUAUGAGGCAUUCCACACACAAAUACAGAGACCCCAUAAUACUGGGGUUUGAAUAACUUAUUAUUCUUCUGCAUUGUUUAUUAUGGACACUAUCAAAAAGUAACAACCAGAUAUUUUUUGUGAAGUUACUAGCCAAUUGUCUUAAUGCUUGUUAAAUUAUGUUAGCAACACUCAUAAACAGCUAAUAUUUUUUAGUUAAGUAAACAUACUUUGAAAAACUGCAGCAAAGUUUAUUCUUUAAAACCUGGAGAACUGGAUUUGGGGAAAAAAAGUGUGUGAAAAUUUUCAAUCUGGUCACUUGUGAGAAAAAAAAAAUUAGGUGAGGAAAAAUGUGGAAGUCUAAUUAAAGGCUAUAGACUACCAUGAUGUUGAAGCAUAAUGUCAGUUCUGCACAUUGAUCCAGUCUAGCUCCAUUCUCGUGGGAAUUCACAGUUUUCUGGGAUGACUCCACAUUCCUUUCUAUUGUAUUUCACUCAUUCCAUAGGAUGAGUUUUAUAUGUAGUUAAUUUAGAGAUUCCCAGCAGCAUUCUAACAAAGUCAAGCCUGUAUUUAUCGGUGCUACUGUUUCAGUCUGUUUAGAAAAGGUGUAAUUACUGUAAGUUCAUUUAAAUGAGAUGUCCUUCACAAUCAUACUGAGUAAAGAUAUUUAUGGAAAAUACAGCAAAAGCUGUGAGAGAAUGUACAUAUUUGGAUUGCCACCCCCAGUCAGUAAGGAUUUGUGGGUAUUUUUACUCUUUGCACUCUCCUUUAUCUUAGUUCACAGGAAGGUGGGUAAGUUGGAUUCUGUUCUUGAAAAUGUAAUGUUUUGAAAUCCGAUUGUUUAAACACAUGUUCUGAAAACCCAAGUAAUGCAAAUCUGACUUCUGGUGGAUAAGUAAACGGUAACACCUACAGCAUUCAUUAUCUUGUAUACUGGUAUCUUGAAGUAUGUAUGCUUUUUAUCUAUGGUUGGUUGUAUAGAAGAAUGUUUAAGAAUAGGGAAUCUUCCAAAGCAUGCCUCAGUGAGUUUGUAAAUUGUAUAUUUUCAGUCUGUUACAUUUUUUUUAAAUUUUGAUUUUGUGUACAGUACUCAAUUAAUUCAAGUAGCCUAUAAUUAUGUAAGUCUUGCUUCAUUAUGAAUAUGCACACAAUUAGUAUUUAAAGGAUUUGGCCUUGGAAAAAUAAUAUAUUUUCAAAUCUUAAGACAAAGUUGGCUGCAGAUUUAUUCAUCAUUAUUUUGUUCCUAAAAAUCUGUAUCAUUUUAUAUUUAGGCCACCUGAAAUUAAUAGAUUAAGUAGACUUUGAAGAGAGGAUUGGCACCAUCUAAAUGGAUAAUCUUCGUGCCAUUAAUCUUCUACACUUGAUACAAGUGUAUGCGCAAUGUGACAGUUCAGGCACAACAGCACACAAAAUCAAAACAAGGUGAAACCCCCCCUUGCCCAAAAGUACAUACAGAUGGUUCUUUUAAGUAAGAGAUAAAGAGUUCUUGUAGAUUUGCAAGUCUUCAUUAUUUUUCCCCACUGGAAUGCAACCAGAAGGAGACUACAAAUGCUUGUUGGUUUUGUAAAUGAAAAAUGGGAAGGCAAACUUUAAAUACUCUGUAUAUAACAGCAUGAUGACAAUGAAGAUACUCUCAUGCUGAUCAGUGAAGGAGAAUGUUACUGUGUUUUCAAUACAAAAGAUGGUUACUGCUUCAUUUCAGUGUUGUUCUACUUCUGUUCUUUUGUCUUUAUUCACAGGAUACAUUAAAUGUGAUGUAUACUAAAAACUUAUACCUGACUUGAAUUAUACUGGUUUUGCCUGUACAUGGGUGGUAUUUUCUACACUUUGAGUAAUUCAAACUUGUUACUGUCACUAUUUAUUUAACUUAAAAUAAAGUACAUUCUUAUAAUUUA